AUGUGGUGCCGGCGCCUUCUGUCACCGCAGGCACAUGAAGUCAUAGCCUUCAGCUGCCACGAAGAUAAGCGACGCCUGCAUUUGGCUGGUCUGUUGGACGCAGAUGCGGAAGACCUCAAGUGGCUGGAUGUUCAGCGCCGCUUUGACCGCUCAGGGUCGCCACCAAGCUUACAGGCGGUCGUUGCUGGAGCUCUGGGAUGUUGGAUGGACAAGCGGCUUCAGACAUCAGACUGGGACACAAGGCCGCUGAGUGCGGAGCAGAAAGUUUACGCAGCCCUUGAUGCUUCUGUCCUGCUCCGCCUCUAUGGCUGCCAGCCUUCGCCAAGGUUUUGGCAGCUAGCGGCCCCGCAUCCGCGACCCGCAACCGACGUAGAUGCACCUGAAGAUGCGAAAGAUCGCUGGCAUCAGUACCGCAGGCAUGCUAGUCGCAAGCGUCAGCGGAUCUUCACCGGAGGGGCGCGGGAGCAGAAUGCUGAUUUAUGCUUCCUGCUACCAUCCAAUCUCACCCGACUCAUGAGGAAGAUGCGCGGCUUGGGUCUUGACACGGAGAUCAUGAAGGAAGGGGCAGCUCGAGCAGAGCUGGUGGAGCAGGCUGAGAUGGACGACAGGAUCAUUCUUUUCUACAAGGCCAAGAACCCGCUGCCAGCUCGCGUUGCACACAGGACGUACAUUCUGGAGAGCACUACGCCAGACGAGCAGCUGCGAGAUGUUAUUGAGACCUUUGACGUCGUUGUGGACUCCGACUGCUUGUGUGGGCGAUGUGUGCAGUGCAAUGCCUGGGACUGGCAGCUGGUCGGACGCGAAGCUGUGCGAGGCAACCCACAGGUUGCCGAGAAAACUCUGGAAAGCUUCGAUGAAUUCUGGGUUUGUGGCGGAUGCGGCAAGAUAUACUGGGAGGGCAAGAUGUUCGUGCAGGCCCUGGGGCAUUUCCGCGGCUUUAUGCCAGAUACAAAAGCUGAGGCCAGCCAGAGCUUACAGCCAACCAGCAGAUCUCAUCCCGAGGAUCAGCUUGCUAUGCGCUCGCAGGAGUUUGAGGCCCUGGGUUGGAGCUCCUACCGCGUGCGAGCUGCUAUGGUUCGCAAUGGCUGGUGGAGCACGGAGAGGGCCUUAGACAACGAGGCCGAGGAGCCUGCAGAUGAAAAGAGCAGCGCCGCACUGGACACACCUGCACCUGCCACUUCUGGCUACAGUGGGGCCCGCACUGCACUUCCCCGGUUACGCGCCCUGCCAGGACCGGCCGUCAGCAGAUCCAUGCCCGCCCGCCCCAGCAGGGCAUCUGGCAGCAAAGAAGGUCUCCUCUUGCCCAGAGGCUGUCGCUUGCUCAAUGCAUGGCGCAGCCAACCCGCUGCACCAGGGUGCCAUUUCAGAGAAAGGUCCUGGCAAAGUGGGCUUGCGAAUUUCGAGCUCAUGCAGGUAUGGCGCAUGGUACCUUUGGUCAGUGACUGCCUGUGCUGA
This is a messenger RNA of Symbiodinium pilosum, 1455 nucleotides long. Lineage: Eukaryota; Dinophyceae; Suessiales; Symbiodiniaceae. The record is from the annotation of a GenBank genome assembly.